AUGGCGCCCACCACUGGCCCGCGCAACACCAAAAAUGCGAAGCCGGCCGUUCAGCGAUCGAAGACGCUGAAACGCAAGCGUGGACAGGAAGAGCUGUCGUCCCUCAUUCAGCGGGUCGAAGGGCUCGAUCUCAAGGAAUCCUUCGAAUCGUUCUCCGAUCUGCCGUUGUCGGAACCGACUCUCUCCGGACUCACUUCAUCGCACUUUAAAACUCUGACCGACAUCCAGUCCCGUGCGAUCAGUCACGCGCUCAAGGGCCGCGAUGUCCUCGGAGCCGCAAAGACCGGCAGCGGAAAGACGCUGGCGUUUCUCGUACCGGUGCUCGAGAACCUGUACCGCAGGCAGUGGGCCGAGCAUGAUGGUCUGGGCGCUUUGAUUCUAUCGCCGACCCGCGAACUCGCCAUUCAGAUCUUCGAGGUGUUGCGGAAAAUCGGCCGCUACCACACAUUUUCUGCCGGCCUGGUUAUUGGCGGGAAGAGUUUGCGCGAGGAGCAGGAGAGAUUGGGACGCAUGAAUAUUUUGGUGUGCACGCCUGGUCGGAUGCUGCAGCAUCUGGAUCAGACGGCGCUGUUCGACACAUAUAAUCUGCAAAUGCUGGUCCUGGACGAGGCGGACCGUAUCUUGGAUCUGGGCUUCCAGCAGACUGUGGAUGCCAUCGUGGGGCAUCUUCCGAAGGAGCGACAGACACUGCUUUUCAGCGCCACGCAGACGAAGAAGGUUUCGGACCUGGCUCGCUUGAGUCUCCGGGACCCGGAGUACGUGGCUGUCCAUGAGACUGCAUCUACGGCCACGCCUGCUAAACUUCAGCAACAUUAUGUGAUCGCCCCUCUUCCGCAGAAGCUCGACAUCCUGUGGAGUUUCAUUCGGAGCAACCUCAAGUCGAAGACGAUGGUCUUCUUUUCCUCAGGCAAACAAGUGCGAUUUGUCUACGAAUCCUUUCGCCAUAUGCAACCCGGUAUCCCCCUGAUGCAUCUCCACGGUCGCCAGAAGCAGGGUGGACGAUUAGAUAUUAUGACCAAUUUCUCUCAGGCGAAACACUGUGUUCUUUUCUCUACGGAUGUCGCCGCUCGUGGUCUGGACUUCCCGGCCGUCGACUGGGUCAUCCAGAUGGACUGCCCUGAAGAUGCGGAUACGUACAUCCACCGAGUGGGUCGAACGGCGCGGUAUGGACGAGACGGUCGUGCGGUACUGUUCCUUGAUCCUAGCGAAGAGGAGGGUAUGUUGAAACGUCUGGAGCAGAAGAAAGUCCCCAUCGAGAAGAUCAACAUCAAAGCAAACAAGCAGCAGAGCAUCAAGGAUCAGCUGCAGAACAUGUGUUUCAAGGACCCUGAACUGAAAUACAUUGGUCAGAAGGCGUUUAUUUCCUAUGUCAAGUCGGUCUAUAUCCAGAAGGACAAGGAGAUUUUCAAGCUCAAGGAGUUGAAAUUAGACGAAUUCGCGUCUAGCCUGGGUCUUCCUGGUGCGCCACGGAUCAAGUUCAUCAAGGGAGAUGACACGAAGCAGCGCAAGAACGCCCCUCGCGCCGCGGCUCAUCUAUCCAGCGACGAUGAAGCAGGUUCCGACGCCGAGGAGGGCGAGCCGAAGACCAAGAAGAAGGAGGAGCCACAGGUGCGGACCAAGUAUGACCGCAUGUUCGAGCGGCGGAAUCAAGACGUGCUGGCGGAGCACUACUCGAAACUCAUCAAUGACGACGGAACGAUGGUGGCACCGCCCAACGCGGGUGCUGGUGCUGAUGCGGACGAGGAUGAUGACUUCCUCUCUGUCAAGCGUCGUUUCGAUGUCGGUGACGAGACCCUGGGCAUGUCCAGCGACGACAGCGACGAGGAAGACGACGACGACGACGAGACGUCUCCGAAGAAGGAAACCAAGGUGGUGCACAUCGAUGGCAAGGAAGCCUUGGUUAUUGAUUCGAAACGGCGCGAGAAGCUCCUCAAGUCGAAGAAGAAGCUACUCAAAUUCAAGGGCAAGGGCACCAAGCUGGUCUACGACGACGAAGGCAACGCGCACGAGGUGUACGAGCUGGAAGACGAAGACCAGUUCAAGGCCCGCGGCGACGCCAAGGAGCAAAAGGCCAAAUUCCUGGAGGAGGAGGCGGAACGCACGCGUCUGGCGGAUUUGGAGGACAAGGAGAUCGCCAAGCAGAAGCGUCGCGAGAAGAAGGAGAAGCGCAAGGCUCGCGAGCGCGAACUGCUUGCCGAGGCCGAGGACGAGGAGGAGACUGUGGUUCAACUACCUCCGUACGAGGGGGAUCACGACAUGGACGGUGGGUUCUCCGCCUCCGAGGAGGAGGAGGAGGCAGCUCGCCCCAGCAAGAAGCCCAAGGUCAAGUUCGCCGAACCGGACGAGAGCGACAAGGGAUCGGAGCCCUGGUACAAGAAGAGCAAACGGACCGACGACAAGGGAGGCUCCCAGGCCCCUCAGAUUCAAACAUUGGAGGAUCUGGAGUCUCUUGCCAGCGGCCUGCUCGGCUAG
Molecule: messenger RNA, 2472 nt
Organism: Aspergillus clavatus NRRL 1
Lineage: Eukaryota; Fungi; Ascomycota; Eurotiomycetes; Eurotiales; Aspergillaceae
Gene: dbp4
Product: RNA-dependent ATPase HCA4
Exons: 1
Coding region: 1-2472 (823 amino acids)
Biological process (GO): rRNA processing
Cellular component (GO): nucleus
Molecular function (GO): RNA helicase activity; ATP binding; nucleic acid binding
Source: RefSeq, a predicted model, not a curated record